Messenger RNA from Arvicanthis niloticus (Nile rat), 3162 nucleotides. RefSeq names its product C9orf72-SMCR8 complex subunit (gene C9orf72). NCBI's taxonomy places the organism in Eukaryota, Metazoa, Chordata, Mammalia, Rodentia, Muridae. Gene Ontology annotation, molecular function: guanyl-nucleotide exchange factor activity. Gene Ontology annotation, biological process: autophagy; endocytosis. Gene Ontology annotation, cellular component: endosome; autophagosome. The record is from RefSeq and is a predicted model, not a curated record.
GGGGCCGGGACCGGGCUGCGGUUGCGGUCCCUGCGCCGGCGGUGAAGGCGCAGCGGCGGCGAGUGGCUAUUGCAAGCAUUUGGAUAAUGUGAGACCUGGGAUGCAGGGAUGUCGACCAUCUGCCCCCCACCAUCUCCUGCUGUUGCCAAGACAGAGAUAGCUUUAAGUGGGGAAUCACCCUUGUUGGCGGCUACCUUUGCUUACUGGGAUAAUAUUCUUGGUCCUAGAGUAAGGCAUAUUUGGGCUCCAAAGACAGACCAAGUACUUCUCAGUGAUGGAGAAAUAACUUUUCUUGCCAACCACACUCUAAAUGGAGAAAUUCUUCGAAAUGCAGAGAGUGGGGCUAUAGAUGUGAAGUUUUUUGUCUUAUCUGAAAAAGGCGUCAUUAUUGUUUCAUUAAUCUUCGAUGGAAACUGGAAUGGAGAUCGGAGCACCUACGGACUAUCCAUUAUACUUCCGCAGACCGAGCUUGGUUUCUACCUCCCACUUCACAGAGUGUGUGUUGACAGGUUAACACACAUUAUUCGGAAAGGAAGGAUAUGGAUGCAUAAGGAAAGACAAGAAAAUGUCCAGAAAAUUGUCUUGGAAGGCACAGAGAGGAUGGAAGAUCAGGGUCAGAGUAUUAUUCCUAUGCUUACUGGGGAAGUCAUCCCUGUAAUGGAGCUGCUUGCAUCUAUGAAGUCACACAGUGUUCCUGAAGACAUUGAUAUAGCUGAUACAGUGCUCAAUGAUGAUGACAUUGGUGACAGCUGUCACGAAGGCUUUCUUCUCAAUGCCAUCAGCUCACAUCUGCAGACCUGUGGCUGUUCUGUCGUGGUAGGCAGCAGUGCAGAGAAAGUAAAUAAGAUAGUAAGAACACUGUGCCUUUUUCUGACACCAGCAGAGAGGAAGUGCUCCAGGCUAUGUGAAGCAGAGUCAUCCUUUAAAUAUGAAUCGGGACUCUUUGUACAAGGGUUGCUAAAGGAUGCAACUGGAAGUUUUGUACUACCGUUCCGGCAAGUUAUGUAUGCCCCGUACCCCACCACACACAUUGAUGUGGAUGUCAACACUGUCAAGCAGAUGCCACCGUGUCAUGAACAUAUUUAUAAUCAACGCAGAUACAUGAGGUCAGAGCUGACAGCCUUCUGGAGGGCAACUUCAGAGGAGGACAUGGCUCAGGACACCAUCAUCUACACAGAUGAGAGCUUCACUCCUGAUUUGAAUAUUUUCCAAGAUGUCUUACACAGAGACACUCUAGUGAAAGCCUUCCUGGAUCAGGUCUUCCAUUUGAAGCCUGGCCUGUCUCUCAGGAGUACUUUCCUUGCACAGUUCCUCCUCAUUCUCCACAGAAAAGCCUUGACACUAAUCAAAUACAUAGAGGAUGAUACGCAGAAGGGGAAAAAGCCCUUCAAGUCUCUUCGGAACCUGAAGAUAGAUCUUGAUUUAACAGCAGAGGGCGAUCUUAACAUAAUAAUGGCUCUAGCUGAGAAAAUCAAGCCAGGCCUACACUCUUUCAUCUUUGGGAGACCUUUCUACACUAGUGUACAAGAACGUGAUGUUCUAAUGACUUUUUAAAUGUGUGGUUUGCUGUGUAUGUCUCAUCACAGUCACACUUGCUGUUACAGUGUCUCAGCGGUGUGGACACAUCCUUCCUCCAGGGUCCUGCUGUAGGACAGGUUACACUACACUUGUCAGUAGAGGUCUGUGCUGGAUGUCAGGUGCAUCGUUACAGUGAAUGUCUUUUCUUAGAAUAGACGUAUUCUCUUAGGGACUUAUGUUUACAAUUAUUCUAAGUACUAUUGCUGUCUUUUAAAGAUAUGAAUGAUGGGAUAUACACUUGACCACAACUGCUGGUUGGUUUUUUUUUUUUUUUUUUUUUUUUUUUUUUAACUUAUGAUUCAUGGUUUACAUGUAUCACACUGAAACCCUAGUUAGCUUUUAUAGAUAAAGUGUGAGUUGACUUCCUGUCCCUCUGUGUUCUGUGGUGUGUACAAUCUGUGGUGUGUAGGAUCACUUCUGCAACAACUAAAAAUCAGAGCAUUUCAAGUUUGCAGUCCCACAGAAAGGAACUUAGCCUGACUACAGAUUAGUUCUUGAAAGAAGACACUGAUAGAGGGGAGUUUUAGGUGAAAUCAGUUGUUAGAUCUUCCUUUAUAGACUUAGUCCUUCAGAUUCGGUCUGUAUAGAAAUGCCAAACAGUCACGCGUGGGCACUGAGUAUCGUGAACACUGGCAUGCUUUUUGUUGGUUUAUUGUAGUUCUGUCAAAGAAAGUGGCAUUUGUUUUUAUAAUUGUUGCCAACUUUUAAGGUUAAUUUUCAUUAUUUUUGAGCCAAAUUAAAAUGUGCACCUCCUGUGCCUUGCCCAAUCUUGGAAAUAUAAUUUCUUGGCAGCGGUCAGAUUUCAGGGCCAGUCACUUCUAUCUGACUUCCCUUUGCACGGCUGCCUGUGCCUGGCUUAGAUUAGAACCUUGUAAAACAAGUGAAGAGUACAUUCGCUGAUAAGAUCUUCUUUGAAGAGCAAGAAAGCUUCUUGCCGCUUUCCUUUUGUUUCUGCCUGUACUCUUUGGUGUUUUCCAUGUUGCCUGCAUCAUAAGAACAGCAGGAGAAAUCUGACCCCAGUGCUAUUUUCCUAGGUGCUAUUAUGGCAAACUCAAGUGGUCUGUUUCUGUCCCUGUAACAUUUGGCUGUCCUGCUGGCUGUAAAGGACUGAUUAGUAGGGUUCCCUGAUACAGCGCUGUGGGGGUACACACACAAGUACGUGUUUUUAUUUAAAACUGUGCACUUAGCAUCAAAAGGGAGAAUAUAUUUAUUUUUUACAAAAGGGAUAAAAAUGGAGCCCUUUCCUCACCCACCAGAUUGAGCAAGAAAAAAACAUUCUAUUCUGAAAGAUCACAGUGGCUUUGACAUUGCAAAUCAGAACAACGCACACUGACCGUGAUAGCUUAUGAGCUCCAAGUCACUCCAUCAUGGUAAAUGGGUAGACUCCACCUUCUAGUGUGCUACUCCAUUGUUUUACACAGUAGAAUCUUACUUAAGUGCUAAUUGUCAUCAUUUGCUGGUUUACUGUGUUGUUAUAGAGAAUGUAAGUUGUACAGUGAAUAAGUUAUUGAAGCAUGUGUAAACACUGUUAUAUAUCUUUUCUCCUAGAUGGGGAAUUUUGAAUAAAAUACCUUUAAAAUUUUG